UAUUGCGGGGACGAUAAGCUGACAGCUGACGACAUGCGCGAUCACGUGGGCGCGCGAUUGCGAUUUUUCAGGACGCGCGCGGUCGAAAAGGAUUGGAAAGAGUUCCGCGAGUUCAGGAAACCGACCUCCGCUUAAUUCAAAACAAUGGAAACUCCCCGAGUAAAUCCUUGCUCCUUUUUUUUCCCCCUCCGAUAAUGCUGCGCGCCACAUAUCGGAGAUCCGUCUUGCUGUGCCUUCAAAUCUGAUGAAAUAUUAAUAAUUAAUAUCGCUUUAUUAACGUGCGCUCGCGCAAUUCAUGCCGAGAAGACAAGCCUCUAUCCGCGACAGAAUCAAUUUCGAACUUUCCCGCCGAGGUGGGUCUCUGUGAAGUUGUCCGCGAGUCAAAGCCACGUGGCCUUUUUUUUAUAUACACAAAACAUGACGAAGGAAUAUCUCGAGUUCUGAACAAAGGGAACCAUUUCCAGAAUCCUUCGCGACGUUCACGUGAUAUUCGAAUGAUGAUCAUUGUCGCCCCGAAUUCGAACGCGACUUCCCCUCGUACGUGCGGGAUGAGGAGAAGAACGGCCCGAAGUUGGCCGCGCGAAACGCUGGACCAAUGAGCGUCGCGCGUUUGGCAAUACAAAAUUCGCCGAUUGCCGCCGUGAUCUGCCUGCCCCUCCUCUGUCCCCCUCCCCCCCCUCCUACUCCUCCCCGAGCACGCUUGUUUGUUAACCUUCAGCCCUGUCUUUCACGUGGUAGAGGUCAACUUGCGCCAGACUCUCUUCUGCCUGAUCGUUCGAAUGCGAGCCGGAGCAAACGGAAUUUGUACGGCGUGCCACGCGAUAUCAUUUUGUGCUCCGUCGUCGACGUAGGUAGAGAACCCCCUCGAGGAAUCAAAGAACGGAGGAUCCUUUCGGACGUUCGGUUUCUGCCACAUGCGAGCGAACGUGUGCGUGUCUGUGUAUAUUCGUGUGUCGGCGAGGUGUUAACCACGUUUUAAUUACGUACAGCCGCGUGCGAGGGAAAUGUCCUCGUCGGUUUGUCUUUCGGUAGCACGCAUAAAGGAUUUUGCUUGUGCAUAAUAAAAUGUCGGCAGUCGCUGCGAUAUCAUUUCCCUAAUAGAUUGUCCAUACCAAUCAGCUAAAAGUGCGCAAUUAAGUUUAAUUGACAAAAUGCCUUCAAGAAUAAGACGCCUCAUUUACGAUACGAGAGAAAUACUCAUAAGGAUUUUUAGACGCUUUCUGCAAUUUAUCCGUAGAUGGCUUGGUAAUGAAUUGGAUACUUCAUUAUUUGGAAGCAUGCCGUUUUACCCUCCAUCACCGGAACGCACCACCACCGGGCAAGUAAGAGUUCUAACUGUGAACAAUGGAGAACAUCUUGAUGGGAUAUUGUACAGAUUGAAGAAAGGUUGGGUAGUUGAGUUUCGACUCGGGGCCUCUCUUCUUGGAAAAAGGCCUAGCGUUUUUAUAAAUCAUCCGUUAUCGAACAACAGGAGAUUUGAGAGGAAUACUUAUCAUCAGUUGAAAUGGGAAAAUGAAUCGGCUAACAUACUUGUAUUUUUGGCUGGGUCAUUCCAUUAUUAUGUCACUGAUCAAGUCGAGGGGGAAAUAAAACCCAUUGCGUCCGGAUACUUGCUGGUCGAUCCCGAGUUGAGAGUAGGCGAAGACGGGGAGAAACUACCUCUGGAUUGCGUUCAAGUCCAAACUGUUCUGGCAAAAAGUUUAGGACCAUUUUCUACAUGGGAAAGUAAAUUACUGGUAGCGCGAAAUUCUGGAUAUAACGUAAUUCAUUUUACACCGAUACAGGAAUUGGGACUUUCUGAAUCGUCGUAUAGCCUGAAGAAUCAAGCCAAGCUCAAUCCUGCUUUUAACGACAAUAAUAAGUUAACUAGUUUUCGUGACAUCGAACUAUUUACACAUAAAAUGCGAACCGAGUGGAAGAUGUUGAGCAUAUGCGAUGUCGUUCUGAAUCACACGGCGAACGAGAGUCCUUUCCUGGUUUCUCACCCGGAAUGCACAUACAACUGCAUCAACUGCCCUCAUUUACGUCCGGCGUAUAUCUUGGAUGCAACGUUGUUUGAAUUAACAACCCAGGUAGCCGCUGGAGAAUGGGAAUUUAAAGGUAUCCCCACUGUAGUUGACACCGAGGAUCAUCUAAACGGGAUUCGUCAUGCCCUCCACACACAUUUCUUGCCUCUGGUGAAGAUACACGAGAUGUAUAUCGUCGAUAUCAAUGAAAUUGUAGCGGAAUUCUUAAGUUCGGCGCGCAACGAGAUGCCGCAAGACGCGAACAAUACGAUAACCGAAGAUAUUACCGUGAUUCAAGAUCCUGCUUUUCGUAGAUUAAAGUCAACUAUAGAUAUGCAGCUUGCCCUGAAGAAGUAUAAUGUAUACAGAGCUGAUUGUUUCGAUGAGGAAACUCGUCUGAGACGAUGUGCAGAGGACUUGAAGAUUAAAUUACAAGAACUUAACGAAGUUAUCACUAACGACGUGCGAAACCAUCUGAACGCUGCUAUUGAGAAUAGUAUAUCUGGGAUAAGAUAUCAACGAGUGGAAUCCGAUGGUCCAAGAAUUAAGGAAAUUAGCGAGAAGAAUCCUCUUGUUUCCAGAUACUUCACUGAUUAUGGAGAACCUAAAUCUUUAAAGGAAAGAGAGGACAUAAUGUAUUCAGAUAACGGAUGUUAUCUCAUGGCUCACAAUGGUUGGGUCAUGGAUAGCGAUCCCUUGAAGAAUUUCGCGGAGUCUGAUUCUAAUGUGUACCUUCGAAGAGAACUUAUCGCUUGGGGAGAUAGCGUGAAACUCAGAUAUGGGCAGAAACCAGAGGAUUGUCCUUUCUUGUGGCAGCAUAUGGUGGCUUACGUAGAACACACAGCGGAGUUAUUCGAUGGUGUUCGAUUAGAUAAUUGCCAUUCCACACCGAUCCCCGUUGCUGAGUUUAUGCUUGACGCUGCACGACUAGUCCGUCCAGAUCUCUAUGUUGUGGCAGAAUUGUUUACCAACUCCGAUCAAAAAGACAACAUCUUUGUAAAUCGUCUCGGCAUCACAUCUUUAAUAAGAGAAGCUAUGUCUGCAUGGGAUAGUCACGAAGAAGGGAGAUUAGUAUAUCGGUACGGCGGGGAGCCAGUUGGAGCAUUUAUGCAGUCACGGAAACGGCCGUUGGUGCCGAGCAUAGCUCAUGCUCUGUUCCUGGAUGUGACUCACGAUAAUCCCAGUCCGGUGGAGAAACGAAGUGUCUUUGAUCUACUCCCGAGCGCUGCGCUUGUAUCGAUGGCGUGCUGUGCCAGUGGCAGUAAUCGCGGAUACGACGAAUUAGUGCCUCAUCAGAUAGACGUGGUGAAUGAGAAAAGGCAGUACGCUUCCUGGACAGACGACGAUUUGGCGGACGACGUUAAGUUUGCUAACUCGAAAACUGGUAUAAUCAGAGCUAAAAAGGCAUUAAACGAUCUGCACUAUAUGCUUGGUCGAGAAAAUUUUUCGCAAGUGUUUGUCGAUCAAAUGGAUACUGACAUAGUGGCUGUAACGAGACACUCGCCGACUAGUCACGAGAGUGUAGUUCUAGUUGCGUUCACGGCAUUUAAACAUCCGGAUUGUAACGCUCGUGAACUGAGAAGGGACGUAAGACCACUGAAAGUGGAGGGUAUAGUGAAGGAAAUUAUUUUAGAAGCGUCGCUCUCGCACGUUGAUGCCAGAAACGGCAAGUCACCUUUCCUUUUGCCUGAGAAAUACGAAAAGCACGAAGACAUCAUAAAUGGAUUGUCCGAAUAUACGUUGAACCUUAAACAGCACAUACAGUGCUGUGAGUCGGCGAUAAUCAGGAAGGUCGCAUGCGACGAUCCUAAAAUCACACAGCUUAAUUUUAUGAACUUCCAACCCGGUUCUGUUAUAGCUAUACGAGUGGUCCUCCGCGACAAUAUAAAACUUGCUUUAACGAGUCUUCAAUAUACUAUCAUGCAGAUUACGUCAGAUGAGAAUUCAAGCUUACAUGAUAUAGUUUCUUGCAUGGACUUAUCGGAUAUGAAUAAAUCGUUAUAUAGAUGCGACCAGGAGGAACGAGAAGAAACUCAGGGCAAAUUUGGGGUAUACAAUGUACCGGGAUACGGAUCUCUUGUAUAUGCCGGACUGCAAGGCAUUAUAUCCUUACUGGCUGAUAUUCGCCCAAAUAACGAUCUAGGACAUCCCCUGUGUGACAAUCUUAGACAGGGUAACUGGUUAAUAGAUUACGUAUGGCAACGUCUGAAAGAGGAUGACGACACUGAAGGUCUUGGAAUAUGGUUUGAACAUACGAUGGAUCCGUUCAAGUUAAUUCCGAGAUACCUUGUACCGAGUUACUUUGACGCUAUAAUCGUGAAUGUUUAUACGGUUCUAUUAGAUCGUUGCUACAGUUUGAUGUCGAACUUUGUUAAGAGUGGAACUACAUUCGUUAAAUUACUGAGCUUGGUCUCGGUUCAAAUGGGUGGCGUAGUAAGGUCGUCGCAAUUGCCAGAUUUGUCGCCGGACCUCAGUCCACCUAAGCCAAAAAUUGAAACCCACGACGGUGUGGCUGUACAAAUGUGUCUAACGUUAUCGGCAGGUUUGCCACAUUUCGCAACGGGUUACAUGAGAAAUUGGGGUAGGGAUACCUUCAUCGCUCUGAGAGGUCUGUUGCUUCUGACGGGCAGGCAUGUCGAAGCGAGAUUCAUAAUCCUUGGAUUCGCCGGUACUUUGCGACACGGUCUGAUACCUAAUCUACUCGAUAAAGGAAGUAAUGCAAGAUACAAUUGCCGCGAUGCUUUAUGGUGGUGGCUCUACACCAUAAAAUGUUACAUCGAAGAAGUCCCGGACGGUUUGAAUAUCCUUUCCGAUAAAGUCUCAAGAUUGUUCCCGACUGACGAUUCACCAGCUUUGCCAGCAGGACAACAUGAUCAACCGCUGCACGAAGUAAUUCAGGAAGCUCUCACGGUACAUUUUCAAGGUCUCUGCUUCAGAGAGAGAAACGCCGGAAGACAGAUCGACGAGCACAUGACCGAGCGUGGAUUCAACAACCAAAUCGGCGUCCAGCCCAAAACCGGCUUCGUAUUCGGCGGCAACGAUGCAAAUUGUGGCACUUGGAUGGACAAAAUGGGAUCUUCCGAAAAAGGUCGUAACAAAGGCAAACCGGCCACUCCUAGAGAUGGCUCCGCUGUAGAGAUAGUCGGACUGAGCAAAUGUGUUCUCAGUUUUCUGGCUAAAUUGUACAAGCUAAAUCUAUUCCCGUAUGGCAGCGUUGAACGUAAAAGUCGCGAAGAAUACAAAAAAAUAACUUGGAGUUACAAGCAGUGGGCCGACAAAAUUCAAGCAAACUUCGAGAAGUACUUUUAUGUGAAUGAGAUUCCAACUGAAGGCGAGUUGUACCCCGAUUUGAUUCAUCGGCGAGGUAUAUUCAAGGAUAGUCACGGAGCGACGCAAGAAUGGGCGGAUUAUCAGUUGCGGCCUAAUUUUCCCAUCGCGAUGGUUGUUGCUCCGGAAUUGUUUGAUCCUCAUCAUGCCUGGACAGCGCUGAAGAAAGCAGAGGAGAUACUACUAGGCCCGCUUGGAAUGAAGACGUUAGAUCCUGCGGAUUGGGCGUAUAACGGAUAUUACGACAAUUCCAACGAUAGCUACGAUAGCAAAGUAGCGCAUGGAUGGAAUUAUCACCAGGGACCCGAAUGGGUCUGGCCAAUAGGAUAUUUCCUACGAGCGCGUUUGCACUUUGCGUUAUUAAUCGACGAUAAGGAUGCAUUAUUUCGCACGAUCGAUUCGACCGAUGCUAUUAUUUCACGGCACUUCAUCGAAGCGUCCACCAAUCAUUGGAGAGGCCUCCCCGAGCUUACCAACAAGGACGGAAGUUACUGCAAAGAUAGCUGUCGCACCCAGGCGUGGAGUGCCUCGGUUAUAUUAGAGGUACUCCACGACUUGACGAAGAUCAAACAGGAUUUGCGAUACGGGCAAAUAAAAUUCCAGAAUUGAUGUCACUUUGCGUGUGUUCACCACCAUCAGCUACAUUUAGAGCAAUUAAAAUUAGUAACGAGAUGUAGUGCUAGGAACGGAGCGAAUGACACGAACGUGAGCCUUCUCACCGGAACAAUAACGACACCGCGCACACCGGAAACACACGCAUAUUAUAUUCCGCACGUAGACGUAACAAACACGCAAAUCCACAAAUCUGUAGUCGCUGCUGACAAUACAUGCGCAAGAAAUGAUAUUCUGUUUGCUACCGAGGAAAGAUCGAUUUCUGCGAUUGAUAAAAAACAAUGCUACGGCACAGAUUUCGGUAGCCCGUGCGAUUCGAGAAAGAUUCCAUCAGAUGCGAGUGAUGAGGUACAUACUGAUAGUCAAUGGAAAGCUGAGAAUUACAACGAACAACAGGCGACAACUAGAAACAACGAAGCUACUAUUCGAGCCGUAUCAAACGUCGGUCACGUUUACGAGGAAAUUAGAGCUAUUAAAGAGCCACGCAGCAGUUUGCAUGAAUACGACAUUCGAGAUUACUACGAGAACUAUAGCCCCGCUACCGCGAAGACUUUGAUAGACACGCUUUUCCUGCCGCGACACGCAAUUUGCAAGGAGUGUGCAAGAACGAAAGGCAGUCCGGUCUACACUGAUCGUUUGAUAUACACGAAAGAGUCGUUACUCGCCGUAGAGGUAGUUCUGUGUCAACACGACGAUGUUUCAUGCUUCAAGUAUCCGCGCGAGGAUUCCACAGAUACUUUCUGUUCGCAAUAUGAUCAAAGUAGUCGAAAUUGCAUGCUGGUCUACAGUUACGCGAAGACCAACGCCGGGGGUAUAUUUUAUUCUCACUGCUGGCCCCGAGAUGUCUUCGAUUUGCAAUCGCUAUUGAAACCGAGCAUCCGCGUUGUAAAUCGCGCUCCCUGCAACCUCAUAGUGAAUACCCAGUUGUAUCAUCGCUACAUAAAUAGCUAUCACGUGAGAACAUCAAGAGCUGGCUGCGCACCCAUGACAUUUUAUCACGAUCGUGACACUUUGAUGAGCUGCACGAAACGCACUAGCCAUAACGAUUCACAAGAUCCGCUGAUUUAUCAGGUGCACCGAUUGAGGGAUGAUGAUACCGGCGAACAUCGGAGGAACAGGUCGAGUUUGUUGCUGCUAGAACCAUUGCUGCUAAUGCCGGAAUCGGCGGAUUCUGAGCGUCGGGAGGACAUUAAGAAUAGGACCUCGCGAACGGAACGCAUAACAAUUAUUAGAAUAAUAAUGGCCUACGUGUUAUCAUUUCUUAUUCUCACGAGCAUUACAUUUUACGUCGUUUAUUUUACCUAGAGCGGUUGUUUGUUAAACUUACGAAACGAUAAGAUAUUUAGGAAACUCAAUCACAUUCGGAUGUUACUUGAUACAUUUAUUGUCAUUAAUUUUACGUUACAUUUGUUACGAAGUGUUGUCAAAAUAUUCAACGGAAUAAUCGAGAUCGCAUAUAUGCAUGAUGAUUUAUAGUUUGUCGUUACAUGUGUAUUUUAUGUCCGUUAUUAAUGGGGUAAUUCGCCGAUUCAUUAAUGACAAGAAAUUGUUUUACGAUAUGCAAAUUGUUAACUAUCUCAAUCGUUAAAUCUGCAUCACUAUGAGCGAAUCGUUUUUACCUCCAUUAAAUUACGCGUAACAGAACAAUUUUAAUUAACAAGCUCACAUAAUUCAUCAUAAAUAUAUUUUAUAUACGUCCUCUAGAGAUAUAAUCAUUGCAAAUAGCUUCAUUGAAGCUUAUUUAAAAAAUGUUAUUCGAGACACGUGCUCGAGCCCUGUAAUCUCGAAAAUCUAAGAUUUAACUCCUUUACGUGUUGUUGUCUAUUAAUAUAUCAAAUAUUUAAUAGUUCCUAUUAUUAAUUUCACUGAUACUAGAAAUGCCGAAAUUGAUUUUAGCGAGGUCUUAUUUAUAUAAAUACUCGUCGAUAUAUAUAUAAUAGAUUCAUACAAUAAAUAAAAACUGAUAUGCUUUAGUACAUUUUUGUCAAGAAACAAAAGCUAUUAGAGUUUUCGAAAUUUUCGGGUAAAUCCGUGAAUAUAUCUUAAAAUUGUAAAUGCACAUAUUUAAAUCGCGAAAAGCAUGUGGAAAACAUAAUGAAUAUUGUAAUAAAACAAUCCUGACAAAACUUCUAACUAACA
Molecule: messenger RNA, 8084 nt
Organism: Temnothorax curvispinosus
Lineage: Eukaryota; Metazoa; Arthropoda; Insecta; Hymenoptera; Formicidae
Product: glycogen debranching enzyme
Exons: 26
Biological process (GO): glycogen biosynthetic process; glycogen catabolic process
Molecular function (GO): amylo-alpha-1,6-glucosidase activity; 4-alpha-glucanotransferase activity
Source: RefSeq, a predicted model, not a curated record